Molecule: messenger RNA, 1080 nt
Organism: Microthlaspi erraticum
Lineage: Eukaryota; Viridiplantae; Streptophyta; Magnoliopsida; Brassicales; Brassicaceae
Source: the annotation of a GenBank genome assembly
AUGGAUGGGCACAUAACGAAGAAAGUCCAUUGUGUUUUUGGAAACUUCCCUUUGUAUGAUACCAAAAAGCACUACUCUAGCCCCUUCAAACUCGCCGGCUGCAAUUGGUGUCUUGUUGCUGUUAGCAACGGAUAUACGAAGGAUAGCUACUUGUCCGUGUAUCUAGAGCUUGCUCCUGGACCGUUGCCACCAAGAUGGAGAAGAAACGUGAAAUUUAGCCUCACACUUGAGCGUAAUCCCGGUUUCGGUUUGUGUGUAUCCAACAAAACAUUAGGAAGGGGAGGCUGUUUCGAUGCAGAGAACGACAGUUGGGGCUUUGAAAAGUUCUUGCCUCUUUCCGAACUUUGGGGAUAUCUGUUGGAUUACGAACUCAGUUUCAUCGCUGAGCUAGACGUUUAUCCAGAGGAACCUGUGAAGAUUAUUGAACCUCUGAGCUGCAGAGAAAGAAACCAAGAUGAUGAUGAUGCAUCUGUCACCAGAUCUCAGGGUGACUCGUCUUGCCAAGUGGCGCAAAACACUGAGAACCCGUCAAACAAGAUUUUAGAUGAAACUUGUGGAACAGGGUUUAACACUGUGGCAUCUGUUACACAGACUGGUAAUGAUGUACUUAAGGAGGAGAUUCAACGUCUAAAGGAAACAAUGAAUGUCAAUGGGUUUGAGGUUUCUUCUUCCCAGGUAGAAUCUGUGAGGCGUAUAUUCGAAAGACACCCAAACAUUGCCAUGGAGUUUCAUGCAAAGAACCAACAACUAAGGAACACGUGUAUGAAUUUCCUGCUGAGCUUAAUCCAGACGUUGUGCCAGUCUCUUGAGGAGCUCUCCAAUGAAGAUCUUGUGGAAGCAGACAUUGCGCUUACAUACUUGAAAGAUGCAGGCUUUAAGGUUGAUUGGCUGGAGAAGAAGUUAGACCAAAUGAAGGACAAAAAGGAGAAAGAGCAGUCUGUCUUGGCUCGGCUCCAAGAAAUUGAAGAAAAUCUUAAGGAACUGAAGAAAAAGUGUUCAGACUUGGAUGCUCUUGCGGAGGAGGGGAAGGCAGAGUUGUCAGCCACAAGAUCUGCUCCGUCUUUUGAUGAUCUUGUUUGA